GUAUGAUGAUGUCAAACGUGAUGCCGAUGCUACAGUUACAGACACAGCCCCUGCUGGCGCAGCCUCUCUGAUUCCCUCUGCCUCUCCGCGGCCGGCGCUGAGCAUUUGCAGACGAGCGCAUCUCCUAACCAGGUCACAUUUCAGCCGCGACCUCCACCGCCAGUCGCCGAGUGGGCGCAGGAGGAGGCCGGCGGGACCGCGGCAGCGCUCGCUGGCUUGGCCCGCAGCGGGCGGCAGGAAGGCGUUACAGCCCGCGCAAGUGGAGACCCCCAGGUCCGAGCCGACCGCGAUGCGCGCCCCGGGUUGCGGGCGCCUGGCGCUGCCGCUGCUGCUGCUGGCCGCGGCCGCCCUGGCCGAAGGCGACGCCAAAGGGCUCAAGGAGGGCGAGACCCCCGGCAAUUUCAUGGAGGACGAGCAAUGGCUGUCGUCCAUCUCGCAGUACAGCGGCAAGAUCAAGCACUGGAACCGCUUCCGAGACGAGGUGGAGGAUGAUUACAUCAAGAGCUGGGAGGACAAUCAGCAAGGAGAUGAAGCCCUGGACACCACCAAGGACCCCUGCCAGAAGGUGAAGUGCAGUCGCCACAAGGUGUGCAUCGCCCAGGGCUACCAGCGGGCCAUGUGCAUCAGCCGCAAGAAGCUGGAGCACAGGAUCAAGCAGCCCACUCUGAAACUCCAUGGAAAUAAAGACUCCAUCUGCAAACCCUGCCACAUGGCCCAGCUGGCCUCAGUCUGCGGCUCUGAUGGCCACACAUAUAGCUCAGUGUGUAAGCUGGAGCAGCAGGCCUGUCUCAGCAACAAGCAGCUAACGGUGAGAUGCCAGGGCCCCUGCCCCUGCCCCACGGAGCAGGCUGCCACCUCCACCGCGGACGGCAAGUCAGACACCUGUACCGGCCAGGACCUGGCCGACCUGGGCGAUCGACUUCGGGACUGGUUCCAGCUCCUUCAUGAGAACUCCAAGCAGAACGGCUCAGCCAGCAGUGCUGCCAGCCCGGCUGGAGGGCUGGACAAGAGCCUGGGGGCCAGCUGCAAGGACGCCAUUGGCUGGAUGUUCUCCAAGCUGGACACAAGUGCUGACCUCUUCCUAGACCAGACCGAGCUGGCCGCCAUCAACCUGGACAAGUACGAGGUCUGCAUCCGUCCCUUCUUCAACUCCUGCGACACCUACAAGGACGGCCGAGUGUCCACCGCCGAGUGGUGCUUCUGCUUCUGGAGGGAGAAGCCCCCCUGCCUGGCCGAGCUGGAGAGAAUCCAGAUCCAGGAGGCUGUCAAGAAGAAGCCAGGCAUCUUCAUCCCAAGCUGUGACGAAGAUGGUUACUACCGCAAGAUGCAGUGUGACCAGACCAGUGGUGACUGCUGGUGCGUGGACCAGCUGGGCCUGGAGCUGACCGGCACCCGCACGCAUGGAAACCCCGACUGUGAUGACAUCGUGGGGUUCUCAGGGGACUUUGGGAGUGGUGUCGGCUGGGAGGAUGAGGAGGAGAAGGAGACGGAAGAAGCAGGCGAGGAGGCCGAGGAGGAAGAGGGUGAGGCGGGGGAUGCCGAUGACGGAGGCUACAUCUGGUAGAUGGCCCUGGGUGCCAUGGCAGGCCAGGGUGCCGACGGCCAGCAGAAACCUGGACAGCAGCGGGCAGCUUAUCGAAUGGAUCCGGAAGUUAGCCGGAAGCACCCUGGCUCCGGUGGGAGGACCUGAAGUGUGCGUGCACGGCUCUGUGUGGCUGGGGUGAGAGUGUGUGUGUGUGUGUGUGUGUGUGUGUGUGUGUGCGCGCGCGCGCGCUGACAAAUGUGUCCACACUGAUCCUGGCAGAGUGAGCCACCAAGAGGCCCAGUCGGCUACCUUGCCUUUCUUUUCUUCCCAUCUGUUGGUUUUAAAAUGCACAUAUUCUCACACCAACACUUCAAAAACCAAUGAAAUGAGACGCCCUUGGUCCUGCCCUACCACCUCACCCCCCCCCACUCUCCUGGGGUCCCACCAGCCCUGCCUCCUCCUGUCCCUGGCUGCCCUUCAGGGGUCCCAGAGGACGGAGGGCAGGAAGCUCUUAGCUGGGAGCUCUCAGCUGAUUUGGUGUGGAACCCUCCCCAGCCACAAUAAGCCCUGUCCCUCUCCUGAACCCUCACUCCCACCCCAAGCACUAGACACUAAAGUCCCUGAGGCUCGAUGGAGUGACCAGAGGUAGCUGGGAAGGAGCUGGAGGCAGAGGUGAUGAGGCAGGAGGAAGAGUCACCCUGCCAAUCUGGCCUGGUCCCUCGCACUCGAGGGGUGGGGCAGGUGGGGAGCAGGGGUGAGCUCAGAGCCAGGGUAGGUUCCACACAGAGCCACCUUAGGAGUGGCCAGGGGCUGGCUUCUCCCUGCAAGUCUCCUGGGGGCUGUGUACAGGUGGCUGUCUUGGAGUCCGGGGCUGGAGCUAUGCAAUGGAGCCCUGCCUGGCUCCCCCAUGGAGCUCCUGACAAGAGGGGUGCUGCUCCUGCCUGUGUGCCCCUUGUUGGUACCCUCCUUAAUCUCCCCAGGGAGUUUGAGGACCAGGAACCACAGAUGUGUGCCCACUGCCUACCUGACUCCCUAACUAGAUGCUCUCCUGCUUCCCAGGCCAGUGGACAGACAUGUCCCCAGGGCCCUGUGGAGACGCAGUUGGGAGAGGCUCCUCCAUGCUUUCUGGGACUGUGAUCCUCCCAACCCUGCAGCCACGGGGAGCAACACCAUGGGCCAUCCCAGUGCAGCUCCUCUGGCCUCUGGGGCUCCUGCUGUCCCCGAGGGUCCCUCAGGUUAGCCAAGCUCUAUUGUGAAGCCCUGCAAUAUGAGAACGUUAGUGACAAGCCAGUUCCACAGCCACACCACACUGUCCUCUCAGACCUCUGGACCUGGUGGGAGUCAUCUUACUCACACGAGGACGCCCUGUGACUUUUCUUUGUGUGUUUGCUAUUGUUUUCUCCAAUUUGUCCAGUUCUCCCUGUCAAAGCAAAUUCCUUAAUACCUUUGGUGAAGCAUUUCUUACCUGGAUGUGGGCCUCUGGAGAGUGCAGUGUGCAUGUGUAUGUUUGAAUGGGUGUGCAUGUAUGUGUGUAUGCGUGUAUAUAUGGACCUGGGCCAUCAUGGUGGCCUCGGAGAACUAUGGGGACUGGAUGGCUGCAUGGGGUCUGGGUAGCCUGGCUCUCCCAGCACCUGCCGAGCCUGAGUGCUGUUGGACGUCAUGAAAGAGCCUCACCCACUGGCCCUUCCUCCACCCUGGAGUCCACGUCUCCCGAGCCCUCUCGGGGGGAAAAGCUCCACUUAGCCCCAUAAAGCGCUUCUCAUCCUGCAGCACAGUUCUGAUUGUUGAGGUGUCGCGCUAUGCCAGACCCUUGGCCCUGUGCUCCUCUCCUCCCCUUCCUGGUCCCCUGGCCCCUUCCUCUGGUCCCCUGGUCAGUCACAUCCGCCCUCUGCUCUCCUGAGGCAGCUGCUCCUCUGACUUGAGCUACUUGAAGCUUCCUGCUCUCCCUGGGAUGCCCCAGUGGGACUUCUGAAACUGUCCUGAGGGCAGCUGUGAGGGAUCCUGGGCCCCCCGGGGUGGGGAGGGGGCUCUUCCUCCUCUCACUGUGGCUCCUCCUCUCCUGGGGGGGCUGUGCUCUCUGUGUCUCUGGGUCUUCCGCUGUGCACGUUUAUCUGACCUUGUAAAUAUGUUCUAGGAAGAAAGCAAAAGGCAUUGAACUCGCCCCCUCUGGAGGGCCUGCAGGGGUCCAGGCUUGCCCUGUCUCUGAAGCUUUGCACCCCACUGAGACAGCUCCCUGCCAUCAAAGUCAGAUGAAAGCAGCUGUUCCCAAGGCUGAAAGCCUUCUGUGACUUCUCCUUAGCCAAGCUUGAGUUUCUCACAGCAAGAAUGCAGGUUCCCACCCCCGCCCCUAUGGAUAUAUGCCCUGGGCCCAGCUGCCACCCCAGCUCCUGCCAGCUGCUCUACACGGAUGUCCUGGCGCCUCCCUACCCUCACCUCCUGGGCUUAGGCAGGCAGGGGACCUGGAGUGGCACUGAAAAGAGCUCAACCAAAUUGUAGAACCAUGACUCGCCAGGCCCCAGGCCUCCUUGGUGCAUGGAUGCUGGAAAAGAUGGGGUAGGUUGGGAUUGGAGAAAAUAAUGUGCCUUGAAAGACCACUCAGAGGGUCUGAGGUGAUGGAGGAGGAGUGUGGCCCCGGGGAGCUCAGGAAGCAAGUCACCCCGGGAGAGGGAGACAGGACAUCUUGACUGCCCCCUAGCGUCUCGCAGGGGUUGUGAACACACAGGAUGGUGGCCAUGCUUCCUUCCUGUUCCAACCUGCCUGAUUUACUGUAGUGCAGGCCGCCCACUGACCCUCUGCAGAGCUCUGCUUCCAAGUUCACCUCAGAGUGGGCGGGGUCCAUCGGUACCAACACCAGAGCCCUCCAUUUCACCAAAGCCUGAGCCCUCAGCCCCUUGGGGAGGACAAGUGGCCAGUCAUUGACACCCCAGGGUCACCGUGGGGCUGUGGGCUGGCAGGGGUGCCAGAGAAGAGACAUUGGGGAGCAAACGGAGACUGGAGACAACCCACGGAAGUCCCAGGCAGAGCCAACUGCUUUACAGCCUUCUCAAACCAUGUGACGUGCAAUAACUGAGCUUAGAGUUAAGAAUUGUGUUCCAGUGCUUGGGUUUCCGUCUGUAGAUUUAAGUGCUGAAAUCGUAUCUCUCAGUAAUUUUAGAUGUCUUUUUAAAAAAUCGAGAAACAAAGUGUUAGACCUGUGUGUGCGUUGAUGGGCACUCAAGCGUCCCUGGAUCACCCCACCCUCUCUUCUGCACCCCAUUCCCUCACCCCCCACCUCCCUGAACCCCCACCUCCACUUGGGGACCCUGCCUUGUGUCGUCUUUAUCUGCCUAUUAGUCAGCCUAAGGGAACAAGUACACUUCACACAUGCAUAAAGGAAAUCAAAUGUUAUUUUUAAGAAAAUGAAAAAUAAAAACUUUAUAAACCA
Cavia porcellus (domestic guinea pig) is the source of this 4949-nucleotide messenger RNA. It is a transcript of the gene Spock2, whose product is annotated as SPARC (osteonectin), cwcv and kazal like domains proteoglycan 2. Gene Ontology annotation, molecular function: calcium ion binding; extracellular matrix binding; protein binding. The transcript is spliced from 11 exons. Bases 290 to 1564 code for a protein of 424 amino acids. NCBI's taxonomy places the organism in Eukaryota, Metazoa, Chordata, Mammalia, Rodentia, Caviidae. Gene Ontology annotation, biological process: anatomical structure development. The record is from RefSeq and is a predicted model, not a curated record.